CCUGUGUGUGAUCGUGGCUGUGAGAAAUGGCGGAAUCUUCGACCCAAAGAGAGAAUUCUUUCACUUGUUCAGUUUGUCUGGAUCUAAUGAAGGAUCCAGUAGCCGUUCCAUGUGGACACACUUAUUGUCUGGGCUGCAUUAAAGGUUGCUGGGAUCAGGAAGAUGGUAAAGGCAUCUACAGCUGCCCCCAGUGCAGACAGACAUUUAGGCCAAGACCUAUUCUCAGUAGAAACAUUCUGAUUGCUGAAAUGGUGGAGGAAUUUAGGAAGACCAGAAUCCAAACUGAUGUUCCUGCUCACUGUUAUGCUGGACCUCGAGAUGUGGAGUGUGACGUCUGCACUGGGAGAAAACUCAAAGCUGUGAAGUCCUGUCUGGAAUGUCUGGUGUCAUACUGUGAAACUCACUUCAAAGUUCACAAUGAACUUUUUCCUGGACAACACUCUGUGAUUGAUGCCACAUGCCAGCUACAGGAAAGAAUCUGCUCUCACCAUAAGAAGGUUUUUGAAAUAUUUUGUCGAACCGAUCAGAGUUGUAUCUGCUAUCUGUGCACGAUGUACGAACAUAAAGGCCAUGACACAGUCACUGCUGCAGCAGAACGGACACACAAACAGAGGCAGUUGGGGCAGACCCAGAGAAGAUUCCAGCAGAUAAUCCAGGAGAGAGAGAAGGAGCUGCAGGAUCUGAGGAAGGCUGUGGAGACUCUCAAGAGCUCUGCACAGACAGCAGUGGAGGACAGUGAGAGGAUCUUUACUGAGAUGAUCUGCUCCAUUGAGAGAAGGUGCUCUGAGGUGAAAGAGCUGAUCAGAGAUCAGGAGAAGGCUGAGGUGAGUCGGGCUGAAGACCUCCUGAAACUACUGGAGCAGGAGAUUGCUGAGCUGAAGAGGAGAGAUGCUGAGCUGGAGCAGCUUUCACACACAGAGGAUCACAUCCAUUUCCUCAAGAAUGUCCUGUCAAUCAGAGACUCUCCUCGCUCUAAAGACUUACCCAGCAUGACCUUCAACCAAAGCUUCUCUUUUGAGGCUGUGAAGGAAUCUGUCUCUGGAGUGAAGGUGCAGCUGGAUGACAUCUUCAGGCAGGAAGUAGUCAGGAUAUCUGCUGCAGUAACGAAUAUCCAGAUCAUCCAGUCCUUAGAAUCUGAUCCUGAGCUCUUAGUCAGAAGAACAAACAGUAAGGAGAUGCUGCCACCAAACAUGUCUGAAGUCCAGGCUGUUUUUCCUGAACCAGCGACCAGAGAGGAGUUCUCACAGUGUAAGUUGGACAUAAAGACAUGCAAGCUAUCAGAAACACACACACACACACACACACACACACACACACACACACAACGUGCACACACACAUGCACACACAGGGAUACACUCACGUGCAUAGAAUCAUGAUCAUUAGCAAACCCACAUACAAAUUCAAACCUACAUUCAUUUAAACAUGUAUAACAUCACACACAGCGACAGACAACCACACACACACACACACACACACACACACACACACACACACAUUCAUUCUUUUGAAUAUACAGCCACUGGAACAUUUACACACUCAGGGCCUCAUUUACUAACAGGAUUGCGCCCAUUUCAGGCAUAAAAUA
Clupea harengus (Atlantic herring) is the source of this 1587-nucleotide messenger RNA. Its product is annotated as E3 ubiquitin/ISG15 ligase TRIM25-like. The transcript is spliced from 7 exons. NCBI's taxonomy places the organism in Eukaryota, Metazoa, Chordata, Actinopteri, Clupeiformes, Clupeidae. The coding region runs from base 27 to 1370 and encodes 447 amino acids. The record is from RefSeq and is a predicted model, not a curated record. Gene Ontology annotation, molecular function: protein binding; zinc ion binding.